AGACGUGCGGUUGUACAUGGCAUAAUCGCUAUAAAAUUAUGGUACGAUCUUUUAUAGAGGGCAGUAGCAGGGCAAAACGAGAGUGGUGAACGCUUCACAGUGAGCAAAACACAGAUAUAAUGGGGGAGGAAAACAAAGCCAGAAAACCUCAUGUUUUAAUCUUUCCUUACCCUGGCCAAGGUCACAUAAACCCCAUGCUCCAAUUCGCUAAACGCUUAGUCUCCAAAGGCGUCAAAGUCACUCUAGUCACCACCAUCUUCCUCUCCAAGUCCUUGUUUUCCGACCCAUCCGCCGCCUCUAUUGAUCUCCGCACCAUAUCCGAUGGCUUUGAUGAAGGUGGCUAUGGUCAGGCUGGCAGCGCUGAUGUCUACGUGCCAACUUUCCGUUCCGUAGGCUCUACGAGUUUGACAAGUUUAAUCAAGAAGCUUGUUGAUACUGGUUAUCCUAUUCAUGCCCUUGUCUAUGAUGGGUUUUUGCCUUGGGCACUUGAUGUUGCAAAGCAGUUUGGAAUACCCUCGGCAGUGUUUUUCACUCAAUCUUGUGCUGUCAACAGCGUCUAUUACCAUGUUAGCAGGGGACUUCUUCAGCUGCCUCUCCCAGGGCCUAAUGUUUAUCUUCCUGGAUUGCCUUCGCUUCAAGUUUCAGAGUUACCAUCUUUGGUUUGUCUUUAUGGAUCGUAUCCGGCUUGGUUUGACGUGGUUGUGGAUCAGUUUUCCAACGUUGAUGGAGCUGAUUGGAUGUUUUUUAACAUUUUCUACGAAUUGGAGAAAGAGGUGGUGCAUUGGAUGUCAAAAUUCUGGAAGGUGAUGACGAUAGGACCAACUAUCCCAUCUGUGUACUUGGACAGAAGACUCGGAAACGACAAAGACUAUGGUAUGAAUCUCUUCAAGCCCAACACUGGUGCUUGCAUGAGUUGGCUAAAUGGCAAGCCGAAGGGUUCAGUGAUCUACGCGUCAUUUGGAAGCUUUGCAUUACUAGAAGCUGAGCAAAUGGCAGAGCUAGCUUGGGCUUUGAAAGGCAGCAAUUACUACUUCUUAUGGGUUGUGAGGGAAACAGAGGAGGCCAAGCUGCCAAACAAUUUCAUAGAGGAGACCUCAGAGAAGGGUUUGGUGGUGACCUGGUCCCCUCAAUUGGAGGUGCUGUCUCACGAGUCAAUAGGUUGUUUUCUUACCCAUUGCGGCUUUAAUUCCGUUCUUGAAGCAUUGAGUCUAGGAGUUCCAAUGCUGGCAAUGCCUCAAUGGACGGACCAAGGCACAAAUGCAAAGUAUGUCGAGGAUGUAUGGGGAAUUGGGAUUAGAGCUCGCCCUGAUGAGAAAGGUAUUGUGAGAAGAACGGUCAUAGAGCAAUGCAUAAAGGAAUUACUAAUAGAAGGAGAAAAGGGCAAAGAGAUUACGAAGAAUGCAAUCAAGUGGAAGAAUUUGGCUAAGAGGGCAGUUGAUGAAGGUGGAAGUUCAGAUAAAAACAUGGAUGAAUUUGUGGCUAACUUGCUCUCUGACUUGCGUGUUUCUGUCUUUGAGUGA
This is a messenger RNA of Durio zibethinus, 1520 nucleotides long. Its product is annotated as UDP-glycosyltransferase 74G1-like. Gene Ontology annotation, molecular function: quercetin 3-O-glucosyltransferase activity; quercetin 7-O-glucosyltransferase activity. Lineage: Eukaryota; Viridiplantae; Streptophyta; Magnoliopsida; Malvales; Malvaceae. The record is from RefSeq and is a predicted model, not a curated record.